AAGACAGAUUCCAAACUUGACCCAAUCUCAAAACAUCAUUCAACACUACUUCUGCCUCAAAAUGUCUCCUCUCCCAGCCUCUACUCAACUCGGCGCUUCGGUUGAUGGAACUUUCCCUUCGAUGCCACCUCAUCAAGUCAUUCAAGGCUGCAGUGUUUGGCAUUGGAAAGAUAAGCUAUCCCCGGCUGAAGGCUGGAUCGUUAUCGACUCACCUGUGCCUACUCACUCGGGCGGCGGGCUCUUCCUUCAUGAGGAUGCAACUCUCAAUGAGGUUCGCGAUAUUGCUCGCUCUAUGAGCGCCAAACUCGCUGUGUCUUCCCAACCUCAGGUCGUUGGUGCCAAGGGCGGCAUUAGGUUUCCUCAUGAGGACUCACGUGCUCCUUUUGUCUUGGAGCGUUUCAUUCGCGACAACGCAGCUGUCCUCUCGGAGUAUUGGGGCACGGGAGGAGACCUCAACACAGACCACGACAUUAUCGACAGACACGCUAGAGCCUACUGCUCUCCGGGCACUUUGACCGCGCUUGAUGCACUCAGUCGUUCUCUUGGCUACUCCGGCUCGAAUCCCAAGGAGAUCCAUGACCUCCUCGGAGAAAAGCUUGAUAACAGCGGAUGGGGUCUCAGCGAGUUCUGUGUUGGCUAUGUGAUGGCUGCUACCCUCAAAGAGCUCAUUAUCCACACAAAGCCGGAGCUUAUGGGACAGGCUCGCCUAGUUCUCCAGGGUUUCGGUUGCGUCGGUUCUACCUUUGCCCAAGCAGCUGCCCAGCUAGGUAUCGGCCGGGUAGUUGCCGUCUCCAGUCAGUAUGGCUUUCUAGUCAACGACAAUGGCAUUGACUGUGCCUCAAUCGAAGCCUUUCGGCGCAACACCGAGAAGACUCCUAUCUCAGGACUUGAUCCUCGGAGCCUGGAGGCUGGUCUCACCGAGGCCGAGCUAGGCGCAGCUUUGUAUACCAAGCGCAGAGCUGGCUCAACUGACGAAGAACACCUUGUCAACUUCCUCGCCGCAUCUCGGGGCGAAGUCUUUGUUCCCUGCGCUCAGCGCUAUAUCCUUACACAGCGAGCACUUUCCAUCUUAAGCGACGAAACCUUCGCUGAGGUACCCCGUGGCGCCCGUUUUAUCCUCGCUGGCGCCAACAACAUUUUCAAUCCUGUUGAGAGCAGAGGUGAAACUCUGUCUAAACUUGAUUCUGCAUCAAUCCGGAUGCUACCAGAGUGGAUUAGUAACUCGGGAACGGCCAACCUCUUCAUGCGAGCUUGUAGCGGCUUCGCGCUGCAGGGCUAUGGUGCAUCCAACCUCGAGGCAUCUGCGAACGACACUAAGGCCUUUGUCAACGCCGCUUUUGGCAGCGUCGGAUAUCGAGCAAGCAAUGUAGCUCUUUGGGAAGCCUGUGAGGACCUUGCAACUACUCGGCGCAGAACAGGAGCAGUCAAUCUCCUCGGUGUUAAGAGAAUGGCUCAUUUGACCCUGACAACGCACGGGGUUGAAAGAGCUGCCCAAACAGUUAAGGAGGUCUACAACGCCAAGUUCAACAAAGAUGAGAGCCUUUAUCGACUUCCAGGUCUCGGUGAUCCGACCCUCAGCAUUUUCAAAGCUCCCGAGAGCGCUGGGCCUGGAGACAUCGGGCUUUCUUUACGCUUCUCUGUCUACAACAUUGUGAAGACUCGCCAAGUCCUCGAGGCUCAAAGGAUUACCUUCAAAGACCGACUACUUCAAGACGGUUCAACUGAGCUUGUUGUCCUGCGCGAGGAAACCGGAUACCCCAUGAGCUUUUGCCAAGCCCCGGCCGAGGAGCCAUCGAAUGACGACUUUUCAACUUCCUCUAAUGUUCUAGACUCCAUAGCCGGCUCAACCCGCCAACUUGACCACUACGCUGCCAUCAUGCCCGACACCAAACGUAUGAAAGUUUUCCACGAGCGCAUGUUAGGUUUCACUCCCCUUCGGACUUUUACGGUCAACACGGGAUCCGCUUCCGAUGGUGGCGAUGAUGGGCUGAUGCAAGUUAUGGGCAUCCCCUUUGAUGCCAAACGAGUUGUUAUUCUUACUGAAGGGUUGAACCCUGAUUCGGUCUUUUACAAGCUGAUGAUGCGUCAUGAUGGAGCUUAUGUUCAUCAUGUUGCACUGGAGGUUGAAGACGUUGACGCCGUUUUCGCUGAAGUGAGGGCCAGAGGCUGGACUACUACAGCGGAAGAUCUUAGCUACGACGUUGCCACAGGUCUUCGUCAGUUCUUCUUGAAGGAAGAUGAAACCGGUUGCAUCUUGGAGCUGAUUGGGCGUAGUAGUAAGGACAGCAAAUCAAAGACCCAGGAAAAGUCAUUCUCUGGCUCUGCGGAUGAUGGAGACGUUGUUAAAGACGAUGGUGCGGAUGAUGUUGGCACUUAUGCCAACGGCCAGGUGGCAUUCCGCACGGAAAACAUUGUUGCUUUAGCUCAGUCUUUGGAUCAAUCCGACUAG
Messenger RNA from Colletotrichum godetiae, 2449 nucleotides. RefSeq lists its product as uncharacterized. The transcript has a single exon. Gene Ontology annotation, biological process: L-glutamate catabolic process. The record is from RefSeq and is a predicted model, not a curated record. The coding region runs from base 62 to 2449 and encodes 795 amino acids. Gene Ontology annotation, cellular component: mitochondrion. Gene Ontology annotation, molecular function: L-glutamate dehydrogenase (NAD+) activity. Lineage: Eukaryota; Fungi; Ascomycota; Sordariomycetes; Glomerellales; Glomerellaceae.